ACAACAGACCACUACAGAACUACAACAGACCACUACAGAACUACAACAGACCACUACAGAACUACAACAGACCACUACAGAACUACAACAGACCAUUGUGUAAUGAAACAAAGAACACAACAGAACAAAACACACCCACUAGAACCAAAACCAGACCACUCCAGACCACUCAAACCCACACACAGACCACCAGAGAACAAAAUAGGACCACAGGAACCAAAAGCAGACCACUGGAGAAACAAAUGCACACCACGGCAGAAUCCAAGCAGACCACAGCUGAACCAAAAGCAGAUCAACGUGACUCACAAUGUUGUCCAGGGAGGGUGGAAGCCGCUA
Messenger RNA from Geodia barretti, 336 nucleotides. The record is from the annotation of a GenBank genome assembly. NCBI's taxonomy places the organism in Eukaryota, Metazoa, Porifera, Demospongiae, Tetractinellida, Geodiidae.